CGAUGCUGGAACAAUAUUAGUUCAAAAAUCAAUUAUGCUGUACAGUAUACUUUUCAUCACUUCCUUGGUUUUGUGCGAUGCCGCACUUUCACCAAGAAAGGUAAUUGUCGAUGUGGAUGGAGGUGUUGAUGAUUACCAAGCUUUGGUCAUUCUAAUGAACGCCGAUAAGCUAAAGAUAAUUAAAAUUGAGGCGAUUCUUUGCACGAAGGGAAACACAGAAUUGGUGCACGUUGAGAAUAAUAUUCUGAGACUGCUGGAGGCGGCGUCCAGGACCGAUAUUCCAGUAUACAGCGGUUCUUACAAACAAAUCAUGCCAAUAGAUGGUGGCACGCAGAGGUAUUACGGCAUUGAUGGCUUCGGUGAUUUGAAACACGAGAAGCAGCCGAAUCGCAAACUCCUGAAGAAAGUGAUCUCACCAACGUACGUGUUCGACUUGCUCAAGAAAUAUCCGAAGCAGAUUUCCUUGGUUCUCCUCGGACCGCAAACGAACAACGCAAUCGGAUUUAGGAUCUACAAAGAGUACGCCAAAUACCUGAAGGAAAUGUACAUAAUGGGAGGCAACAUCCGAAAUACCGAGCCAGAAUUCAAUAUUUUGGUCGACCCCGAAGCUGCAGAAAUUGUAUUCUCCACCACCGAAUGUCCCAUCUUCUUGCUUCCAUUCGAAACCUGUCAGGAAACAACAAUAACUAACGGCGAAUUGUUGAACAUGACUGAUAUUAUAUCGAAUCCGGUAUGGAAUCUGAUGAUGAAGGCCGAAGCCAAACUGAUGGCAGAGCGUCCGGAUGAUCCGAAAGACAAAUGGGUGUCCUGCGAUCCAGUCGCAGCUUUGGCUUACUUGAGCCCGAAGAAAACAAUAAAAGUUCUCACUAAGCGUAAAGUUUCGGUGAAGUUGGACGAACCCAACAGGGGAUCGCUCAUCGUCGACAAUCCGACUACCAACAAUUCCAUCAACAUCAUCGAGCAAAUCGAUUGGAACUACUUUAUGAAGAGUUUCAAAACUUCUUUUGCGGAUAUUUGCAAGUGUGGUAUUUUCAGGAGAUGCGUGGUACAAAAUGUCCUUUAAUGACUUCCAUCAACGCCCUCUAGAACCUAAGUACCUAACAAUAUUUCAAUUUAAUUGCAUAAUUGUUUAUUUAUAUCAAAAUGUUAUAUACUCUAAACUAAAUAACUGAUACUGCAAUCUAAACUUCUAAAUUUAAACUUGAAUU
Messenger RNA from Nicrophorus vespilloides, 1208 nucleotides. RefSeq names its product probable uridine nucleosidase 1. The transcript is spliced from 5 exons. NCBI's taxonomy places the organism in Eukaryota, Metazoa, Arthropoda, Insecta, Coleoptera, Silphidae. The record is from RefSeq and is a predicted model, not a curated record. Gene Ontology annotation, molecular function: hydrolase activity, hydrolyzing N-glycosyl compounds. The coding region runs from base 35 to 1063 and encodes 342 amino acids.